CACAGGAAUUUGGGUUGAUUACGCCAGGCUAGAAAAGGAAAUCCCGAGCGAUCCACUUUGUUUGCCAGUUUAGAGUUUGACCCCGUUGGCUUAGGGUCCACUAAUCUUGAUGGGCGAUUAGGUCCGCCGGCAUUAUGACACCCAAACGGAAGCGUCGCGGACGCAGCGAGCUGCGGGCCAGGAGCAAAGCCAAAGGACAGUCGCAGGCAGAGCACUUGCAACUGCUCGAGGAGCUGGAUUUGACCGACAGCUGCUGCGAGAUCUGCCACUGCGACUGCUACAGCUCCCACAGCAGCAACUCGGCGAGUGGGCGUGGCGUCCAGAGGCAGGAGAGCCUUAAGGAGCUGUUGCAACUGGACAGGGACAUCCAGGCCCUAGAGCAGCUGCAGCGCCGAGAAAGUGCCAAGGGCAAACGGAGUGCCAGCAGCCAGGGCCACAGAAGCGCCUCCAGGUCGCCAAGGGGGAAGGCCUCCCACAGCAGACGGGGAUCCGUCGAGUGUCAGAGGAGGAAUACGGACUCCGGUACAAGUCGGCGGUCGAAGAGCGCGGGAAGCCGCAGGAGUCACUCGAGGGAGAAGCAGCCUCAGCAGAAAGUUGAACCUUCUCCUCAGGACCGACGACGGCGUGGCGCCCAGAGGGAUUGCAAGAUGCUCCAACAAUUCCUGAGUCCAUUGAGCGACGCUCCCGCCUUGUCCAUCAUCGGACGGGCCAAGUCGAAGUCGCAGGACAACAUGGCCCAGGUGGCGGUCCAGCAGCAGGCCAAGAAGAGCUCGCUGUGCGCCUCGAUGGCCAACUUGUGCCUGGCGCCCACGGUGAAAGCCGCCUUCCAGCUGGUGCCCACCCACGACCAGAAGAUCCUCAACCGCAUGGCGGGGAAGCGGAGCCAGCAGGCGGCCGACAAGGAGACCGCCUGGCUGGCGCGCAAGUUCUGGGAGAACGAGCGACUGGAGCGGCAGCUCCUGCGGGUGGAGCAGCUGGAGGCCUACAAGCAGGCGGUGCACGACAAGCAGUUCCAGGACUACCUGGUGACCAAGGCACGGCUGCAGGCUCUGGCCGAGCGGGAUCUGGCCGAGCUGAAGCGUCUCCGAGGCGCCCUCGACGCCAAGGACGCUGCGGCCAGGAAGCGGCUGGAGGCCCGCCGCCUGGAGCGGGACCUCAAUCUCUGCCAGCGGAGGUGCGAGGAGCUGCGUCGCAGCGAGGCGGUAACGGUGCAGCAGGAGGAGCAGCACCUGGAUGAGACGCUGCGCAAGCGCGACAUUUGCAUGCGGCUCACCCAACGGCUGCGGCGGGCGGACGAGCUGCGCGGCCAGCUGCUGGAGGCGUACCUGAAGCGGAUGCAGCACGACAACUACCUGGAGCAGCUCCACCACGAGGAGCACUGGCGGGAGCGGCAGCAGGAGGAGCGGCUGCGCAGGGACCAGCUCCGCGAGGACAUCGAGCGCAAGCGCCACCAGUCGCAGCGCUUCGUGGAGUGUCGCCAGCGACGCCAGGACGACCGCUUCCGCACCGCCAAGAUCUCGGCCAGCCUGCGCGAGCUGGUCCGCCAGUCGGUCACGCCCGAAGGGGCGGUCAGUGGUGCGGCGGGUCAGGAUGCCCCCGUCCUCAACUCCUACGCCCAGCAGCAGGUGCAGCUGGGUCGCCUGCUCUUCGAUCAGUCCUCGAGGGAAUGA
Messenger RNA from Drosophila ficusphila, 1670 nucleotides. RefSeq names its product trichohyalin. The record is from RefSeq and is a predicted model, not a curated record. NCBI's taxonomy places the organism in Eukaryota, Metazoa, Arthropoda, Insecta, Diptera, Drosophilidae.